Messenger RNA from Strongylocentrotus purpuratus (purple sea urchin), 1431 nucleotides. RefSeq lists its product as uncharacterized. The coding region runs from base 1 to 1431 and encodes 476 amino acids. The record is from RefSeq and is a predicted model, not a curated record. The transcript has 6 exons. NCBI's taxonomy places the organism in Eukaryota, Metazoa, Echinodermata, Echinoidea, Camarodonta, Strongylocentrotidae.
AUGCUCGUGUUGGAGGAUACUGUUAGAGAAACAAGGGAACAGCCAUCUCCAGAUGAGGAGGCACCUGAUGAGACUACAGACAAGUUGGAGGAUACUGUUACAGAAACAAGGGGACAGCUAUCUCCAGAUGAGGAGGCACCUGAUGAGACUACAGACAAGCCUAUGGAUACUACAGAAACAAGGGGACAGGCAUCUCCAUGCAUAGGCAUUGAUGAGGAGGCACCUGAAGAAACUACAUGUACAGAGAUGCUGGAGGAUACUGUCAGAGAAACAAGGGGUCAGGCAUCCCCAUGCAUAGAUAUUGAUGAGGAGGCAUCUGAAGAGAGUAUAGACUCGAAUACUGACUCGGAUAGUUCAUAUGUACCAUCUUCCGGAGGGACUGAUGACGAGGACAACCUUUUUAGGUGCAGUGACGUACAGCUCCCAUCAACCAGUGCAGCCCCUAAUGAACCAGGGAGUAUUCAUGUACAGAUGACAAAUAAUGAUGGAAAGAGAGUGUUUGACAAAAGAUACCCUUGUUUAUAUUGUCAAACCAUGCAGUCACAAAUUCAGAGACAUUUGCGAGAUGUACAUGGAGAAGAACAUGAGGUAGCUGCAAUACAGAAUGAAAAAGACAGAAAAGAAAAGCAAAAGAAAAUGACUCUUCUAAGAAAUAAAGGCACACAUAGGCACAAUUGCACAGUGUUGCGAAACGGUGAAGGGACAAUACAUGUAGUGAAUAGGCCAGCAUAUCAAACUUCAGCAGAUGAUUACGGGCCUUGUGAACAUUGCUUGGGCUAUUAUGUGAGAACUGAUUUGUGGAAACACAAUUGCCCUCUGAAACCAUCUCACCAAAAGAAGAAGCAUGAAAGGCUAGCGAACACAUGCAAACUACUCUUACCACCUCCAAGGGGUGUCUCGGCUGGAUUAAAUAAAGUGCUACUGACAAUGAAGAAAGAUAAGAUCAGUAGGAUUGCUAAGAGCGACAAUCUAAUAAUAGAGAUGGCCGAAAGGCAGUAUCGUGUUCAUGGACAUGAUAAAGACAAACUGUCAGACAUAAGAAACAAAAUGAGGGAGUCCGGACGCCUUCUUUCUAAGCUUCGAAAGAGAACAGAGAACAAGAAUGCUCCUUUGAGUGAAUUCAUUCACCCGAGGAAGUUCAGGACCGUGUUAGCAGCAGUGCAGGAGGUCGCUGGGUACAACGAAGAGACGCAUCAAUACAAAAUACCAUCCCUAGCAUUGAAAUUAGGGCACACUUUGCAGAAAAUGGCCAAAGUACAACAAGGCAAGGGAUCUGAAAGUGGAGAUGACAAUAUGUACCACAAUGCAAAGAAAUUCAGUGAGUGUUGCACAAGUGAUUGGUCGUGCUUUAUUUCCUCCAAUGCCCUCAGAACGCUGCAUGAACAGAAAAGGAAUCGCGUUGAGCUUCUCCCUCUAUCUAUUUAUUUUUAA